Paramecium octaurelia is the source of this 176-nucleotide messenger RNA. The record is from the annotation of a GenBank genome assembly. NCBI's taxonomy places the organism in Eukaryota, Ciliophora, Oligohymenophorea, Peniculida, Parameciidae.
AUAACCAUCAAAUGGAUCAUAAGGAAGUUGCCAACCAUGAAUGUAGGGAUGUUAGACUUGUUCAAACAAUCAAUCAUGCUAAACUUGUUUCUCUGGAUAUUAUAUGGUCUAUCCAUAUUCAAGAAUCAACCAUUGUUAAGCUUGUUCAACUUUUGCUGCAAUAUCAAAUUGUUUGA